UGAAUAAAAAGAAAUACGAACCGUUUCCUAUAUAUUUUGUGAGUCAGAAUCGACUUUGAAGACAAUUUUAUACUGCUUCAGUGAUAAGAAAAAUAUUUAUGACACGCACUUUAUGUAAUAGCUAGAUUCCAAACAACAUCGAUAAAAAUGUCUAAAUUGUGCCAAUGCAAUGUUGAAUUUAUGUCUAUGAAAUACUUAUGCAUUCAUUAAAAAUUAAAAUAUUACUGAACUAAUAUGAAAAUAGAAAAUAAAGUAACAUGCCAAAUCAACAUAAUACUGCGCCACAAAGCAACAUAAAAGGUCCCACCGAUUUUAAAUAUGGUGAUGCUGAUAUUUGUUCCAAGCGACGAAAGUGUAAGGACGGUAAUAGUAGGGAUAUUAGCUAUGCGGAAUUCUCGCAAAUCGCUAGAGAAUCAAGUUCAAAUAGUUCGUUUGAGGUAUUUUCUUCACAUGAUUUGAACUCUGAUUUUAAAGGAGGUCUGCUACUUAAUACCACGACCCCUACAUCAACAUCAUCGAAGCAAUCAUCACCAAAUGAAACAAGUAACGAAAAUUCCUGUUUUAUAACAACAAAGCCUUCACAAACAAGUAAAGGCUUUGAAAACACGUUUAAACUACUUCAAACACAAGUUGAAUGUAAUGCCAAAAAAGCUAUUAACGUUAUGCAGUCCUUCAAUAUGGAUACGUCGUCAUUAAGUAGUGGCUGCAGCUCAUUAGCUUCUAUUGGCGAAGCCGAGCUAGCGCCCACGCGUUUGGAACUGGAAUUGGAAGCUAUGGAAAGAGUACGCGUUCUAGCAGCACACAAUACUUGUUAUGAUAUAUCUCCGCGCUUUGUAACACUCCUAUGUGAUUUCGUCUCUAAAGGCCAGGGAAAAGGAAAUCUGGAAUGUGAUAGAAGUACACGAAAGGAUAUAUCACAAAAUAGUGCGCAAGACCUAAUAUAUCAUGCAGCUAGAAAUUCUGACGGGAGCAACUGCUUGAAAGUUGUAAGGACCUUAUAUUCAGUACCAGUUCUAUGUGGUAAUCGAGUAAGCCAAAUGACUCGGGCAUAUGAUGAUAUUGAAGCUGUGACGCGUUUGCUGGAGGAGAAAGAGAAGGAUUUGGAAUUGACAGUACAAAUCGGAAAGGAACUUUUGACGCAAAAUAAUGCGCUAGAAAACAGAAUCAUUGAGCUGGAAGCGGAUUUAAAAGCAUCCAACGAGGAUCGCGCACAACUCGUACAUGAACUACACAAGAAAAAUGAGUUGAUUGCAGUGCUAACAAAUGACUCUGAUGAGGGCAGCGAAAAUGAUACACCUACAUUUUCCAAAUCAAUUACUUUGGAUUUACUGCAAAAGAAGAUCGCUUCCCUGCAGGAUGAGAAUAAGUCCUUGAAACACGAAGCCAUACAACUUGCCUCGCAAACAGAUGAUGUUGAAGCUCAGGAACGCCAACUAAUGGAAGACAUCACAUUACAAUUGAACGAAGCUAACGGCCGUUACGACAGUAUGAAUCUGGAAUUGGAGCGUCAGCGGGAGGAAAAUCGCUUACAACAUGAACAAAUAAUAAGCUUGACAGCAAGGCUGUCCGAAGCCGAAAUGAGACUGCAUCAGUUAACGCACGAUAAUGACGAGCAUAUUACACUUCUAAAUAUAACAAAGGAAAAUCAAAACUCAUUAGCUGUGGAAUUGCUGGAAUUCAAACAGCGCUAUCAAGAGGUGUUGGCUCUACUGCAGGAGGCACAGGAGCAAUUGCGUAAUCAGCGCAAGAAAACAAUGCCACAAGCGCGCAGCUCGUUCAUUUCUAGUUCUGGCUUGUUGCCACCAGAGUCGUUACAGUGCGAGCUGAUGGAAUCUUCAAUGUAUUCGGAAAAUAGUCUCGACUCUGGUAUUUCGGGUGAUACACAGCGUGCCGAACGCAUGGGCCGUUUAAUGUCACAACUGCCUGGUAUAUAUGGAGGUGGUGCUGGUGCAGCUGGUUCGGCCUAUGCGCUGGGUGCUAUGCCUCCAUAUAAACGUGUUUUCGAAACAGUGCGUUGUGCAAGUAAAACUGGCAACUACAUGGAUAGUGGCAAUUCGUCGAUGACACAACUUGGUGCAAUGGCGAUGAGCAGUUCGGGUGGGCCGCGGAUGUCGGCGAUGCCGUAUCGUGGUGCUGCCUUCGACGACAAUAAUAUGGGCUUGAAGACCUUGUCGUGCGAAAGUCUGGCAUCACAAUCGGACGACGGCUAUCCGUCUGCACCAACCGGUGUGCCAGGUGCUCCGGGAGCUAAAGACUUAGAAGCGGCAUUAAAACGACUAACACCGGCAGAGGUGUUGGCGCGUCGUGCUAUGCUAACGUAUGCUCCACCUGGCACAUACAACUAUGAUGAACAGACAACGAGCACGAAUACACUUCCGCAAGGUAUACGCACGCCAGAUAGUAUUAUGUCGACAGGUUCGUCGGGCAUUUCGUCCACCAACAUGUCGGCAUCAAUGCAGCAAUGGCGUUUACCCGAAAAAUUGCAAAUUGUAAAGCCGAUUGAAGGUUCUCAAACACUGCAUCAUUGGUCACGAUUGGCAACGCCAACAUUGAGUGGCUUGCUGGAGGAGCGACCGGGUGUAACCAUACGAGGCGGCCGUGGUUUAGAUGAUUUGGGAAUGCAAGUAUAUACACUUUCCGAUGUGGAGGAAGAUGUGAGCGAUGACUUGCCUGGCAAACAAUUUGAAGCUUCUGGCUGUACAUUUACCUAUACAACGAGCAUGGUAAUGCAUCCCGAUGACGGUCUCAAUGAUCUGUCGUUUUUGUCACAGUCACAAUUAUCAUCACGCAUGGCUUCGGCAUCGACUUCGCGACAACCCAGCUGUCCACCCACACCACGCGGCGGAUUGUCACGCAAGAAUUCCUGUUCGACGUUUUCGGUUAAUUUAGGUUUGGCUUCGAUGUUAAAUGAACGCGGCAUUAAGGCUGUGACGCCAAGUGCACUAAACACUCCAGCUGGACCAAACUUUUCACCAACUGUCACACCCUGCAAUAGUCCAGAGGGUUCACCUCCACGUUCCUCCUCACCUGAGCCACUGUUCGGUAUUCUAUCGACAGGUGCAGAUUUAAUUAGACGCAAAUUAAUCGGCGACAUCGAACGGCCCAAUCGUAAUCAGGCUCAACAAAAGCAAAAAAUUAUGCUAUCGCGUUUGGAAAGGCGUGCUCUGCGCUCACUAAAGCUGGUCGAGAAAGUCGAGAGUAUUGGUCUGGAGAACAUUAUUGUCGCACAGCCAAAUUCUAUGUCGCAGUUGGCUAGUGGCAUAGCGAGCCGUAGCUCCAGUCCCAUGGCACAAUUAAUUAGCCUUAAGAAUCUGCAUACUUGCGCCAACAAUGUAGUCGACGACAUACACUUCGAUCGUGAUCAAAUAAAAACUGUGCUGCAUAAAGGCCUUAACACGCCAACUAAAACUGUGAGCGGGCGCGAUGAAGAGUGUCAUUUCGUCAAUAUAACAACAGAGCCAACAGCAACAUCAUGUGGAUUAAGCACAGCAAGAACUAUUAAAGACGAUGGGGAGGAGCCCUCAACGAGAAUGGGAGUAUCACAAAAUACGGCAGCCGCCGUAGCAACAACAACGUCCACGAGUACAACAGAGUCUCGUAUAAAGCAAUUACAGCGACAAAAAUCACGUCGCAAUCUUAAAAAUGGUAUUGCCGGUCAGCGACCAGAUUUGGGUACGAUAGGUAGUGGUAAUGGUGGUGCCAGCGGAGGUAAUGGACGUGUACGUCCCGAUCUAGGAAAAGUGUCUUCAACAGCAUCAACGUCUGUAGCAAAAAAUGAAACUGCAGCGCAAGCGGCAACAAAAGAGAGUGGUGCUCGGCCGAAGAAAAGGCACAGCGACAGCAGUAGUGGGGGCGACAGCGCGCAAAAAGUACGAGAACCGCGAGAAUCACAAAGUAUAACACAAGCAUUUGUCGGAAGUGUGAGUUCUUUACUAUUUGGGCGCAAAGGUGGUUGGCUGUAGAGCUAGAAUGCCUGCACUUAUUUCACUAAAUGUGGUUAUUUCAGUAUGAAUAUAAUACAAAAAAAAAAAUCACUACAUAUUUUAGUUUGAUAGCGUUUGAACGAAACAAAUAAUGAUGAAUAAUAAUGACAAGAGCCGAUAGUGGUGCAGUAUUGCACCGCCCAAAGAGACAAAAAUUAUUAAAUAACUAGUGAAAAGGAAAAAUGCACACACAUUAAUACAUUACGAUGUAAAUCUUAUACGAUAUUAAAGCGCUAAUAUCAAGUUGACGGUGAUAAUAACGACCAUGUGUAUGUUUAUAAAAAUUUAUUGCAACGAUAGUGAAGAUGUAACAAAAUGCUAAGGCUAAUAAUAAUAAUUUUAUGGUGCACAUAAUUACAGAGCAUUUUAUAGUGUUAUACCAAUACAAAUGUAUUUACAAUGAAAAAGGGUAAUAUUUCCACUAAUUGCUUAUCUCUUCGCAACAAUAGCAUAGCUACCAGUAUAAAAUGCAUUAUUGAAUAAGUAACGUACAAUAGUAGCAAAGCAAUCCGAUUCGUAUAAUUUUCUUUACUUUAAUUUUAUUAUUUAACAAACUUGAAGUAUUUAUUUUACAUUUUGAUCUGAUUUUUAUUUUUGUUUUAGUUUUUGUUAAAAGCAUUAGAAUUGAAUUUUAAUUUAAUUAACUUUGAAACCGAAACAUUCACAUGGCUUAGCAACGAAUAUGCUAAGGAACUUAGUACUGCCUUUAUAAGCUCACUUUUUACACGGCUUAAUUUUAAAGUUACGCUUUUCCGCAGCAGAUUUUUCUUAACAUAUUAUAACUUGACCGUAUACGCUAAUUUUGUUGGUUUCUAAAAUUUUGGAAAGUGCCCAUAUACAUAUACAUAUGUACAUAUGUAUAUCUUUAACUAAAAUUUAACAAGGUGGUUAGUGGGAAAUGGUACACACGAAUAGUAAAAACUCCUUUUUAACGGAAUUCCUUGCUGAAAGUAUGAAACUUGAAACGUGAAAUCAAGGGUUUCAAGAUUAUCAAUGCUUUCUUCGAACUCAAGAGAGUUUCUCUAUUGUAAUAGCGCUACCAUAGCGUUUUUGCAUGCUGGUAUUUAACAAAGGCAUCGAUGAUUUCAAUAUCAAAGUACCACAGACAUGUAUUAAAAAAAAUUAUUGUAUUUAUUUUAUUAUUAUGAAAAUAAAAAUGAUUUUAAGUGUUAAAAAAAAUGUACUACAACGGAUUCUUAUUCGUAUAAUACAAUUAAAAGUUAUUUGAAGACUUUGAAGCAAAUACGAAACGUGGAAAACUCGAGACUCGGAAGGGUAUUCAUAGAAAUUUUAACAAUUUAGCAAAACUCUAGAAGUUUUAUUGGUCCUAUUCAAGUAUAACUUGAAAACAAAAACAGAAGCUCCAAAAAUUAUUUCCUAUAAAGUUUGACAAAUCAUUAAAAAUUGUUCGACUCGGGCGGCUUUCGUGGAUUUUUUAUUUUAUUCGGGGUUUUCAUUGAAUUAUAAAAGACUAAUUAUUAUUUUUCUUAAAAAAUUUGAUAAUUAAAAAAUUAAAUUUCGAUAAUUUUCAGUGGGGCAUGUUCGGGUGAAAAAGAUAUUCGAAAAAAAAACGAAAAACAUCAAUAAAAAUAAACAAAUUUACACUCGGUAAAAGUUUUGAUAAAAUCUAUCGGUUUUCACCUCUUUUGAAUUUAUUAAGGGAUUUGAAGGAUAUCGCAAACUUAAGAAAAAAAUUCAAGCUCAAAAUUUCGACGAUUUCCCCAAAAUUUUAAGACUCCCGUACUUGAAAAAUAAAACCAAAAAAUAAAAACAAAAAUACAAACUAUUGGAAAAAAAUUAACUCAAGGGGGUGUACCCUGUAUUGCGAUUCGAAAAGCUAAUCAUUCGGUUUCGAAGACUCAGCACUAUGACUUUAUUAGAUCGUGUCGCCUAGGUUUUUGAGUUAAAAACGAACAUCUCAAAACUUGAAGAAAAACAGAGAAUUUUGAUUUUUCUAUUUCAUAAAAUGUUUUCGAUUGGGUAAAAAUUUCUUACCUCGAAAACUCGUUAAGCACUUUGCUUAAACAUUUUGGAAAUUCCGCGAAACAUUGGGCCGUAUGCAUAAAACCUAAGCAAAUGCCUUUUCUUAAAAUUUCAGACCUUUUGCUCGAUUUUUUCAAACAAAUUUAAGUAAAAGCUAUGAAAUUUUAACUGAAAGCAAUUGCUUAUUUUUUAUGCAUACGGCCCAUUGAAAGUCUUUGAAUCUUGGGCUUAUAAAGGGGUUUUUUGAAACUAUAUAUAAACUCCCAAUUACAGAUUUUUGAAAAAAUUUUUCCAUGUCAAAAACGAAUAUAUUUUUGGUUUUUUGUUCCCACGUUUCGCCUACAAUUUUGAGACUAUCUCUUAUUUGAAAAAGAAAACGGAAAACAAAAAAUGCAUACAAGUUAUUACAAAAAAAGUAAAUUUAGAUACAAUCCGAGUUUUCGGGGUAUUUUUGUGUUAAACAUUUUUUUGAUUUUAGUCUUGCGUUUAUUGAGGGAUUCUAUGAAACUUGAAAUGAACACCAAAUUCCAUAUUUUUCUAAACAAAAAAUUUUAGACUCGUGGUUUCAGAAGCAUUUUCGGGUUUAUUAGGGGGACUCCCUUGAACUUAAAAAAAAGAAAUGCUAAAUUCGAAAACAUGUAUAUUUUCACACACAAUUGGACACCACAGUGAAGUUUGGUGUUUGUAUGUAUGCACGUAUGUGCAAGUCUUUCCUUAUGAAUUCAGCUAUAUUUUUUGCUUUAUAUUUUCUUUGUUUUUCUGUUUUCAUUCAGGUUCAAAUAAUAUAAACACAAAUCGGCAUUUAGUAUGUGUUUCCUUAUAGGAUAUUUAUGCCAGACUUUUUCUGCGUAGUUAGUUCCUUUUAUGAAUGCGCUUUUAUGUUUUUUAAGUUUAGCAUAUAAUUUCAUAAACUUCAUUUUAGUUUAAGCAUUAUAACAUAUUGCGAAAUACAUACAUACAUUUACUUAUAUAAAUUGUUUAAAGCUUAUAGUUAAACAAAAAAUAAAUAAUUGCAUUGGUUAAAAAGCUCACCAAUUUGAAUGUAACUACUAUGUAUAAAGCUGUAUGCCUAUAAUUAUACUUAACUUUGCUUGUAUAAUUUUCACUUAUUCGUUUCAAUUGUCACAAACCAAUUUUUCGGACAUUGCUACUUUUUCCUUUAUAAUUUCUAGUCUACUUCCGCUUCCUUAUAUUUAGCUCUUCUCUUUCUUCGCUAUUCGUUGUCAAAAAAUAAAAAUACUUAACCGAUUUAGCACUUAGUUUGUAAAUGAAACAAUGUGAUGUAAAUAAAAAAACAUAUUAUAUUAUUUCUCUCCAGACUAUAGACAAUAGUAUAGUUUGGUUGACGAAUGUGCAUAAGAGCAGAGCGGCGGUCGGUCAUAGCGCAUUUCAAAUACACCCACAAUACACUUAUUACAAGCAAAUAAUUACACUAAAUUUAAGCGUGCAAACAAAUUAACAAAAAAAAAAAACAUAACAAAACUGCUGCAAAACUAGUAAUGAAUUGCAUAAAAAUUGUGCUAACGCAUGUUAGUGCCUGUUCCACGUACAUACUUAUUCAUACAUGAAUGUAUGUAUGUAUGUUCACGACAGCAUUAAAUAUCUCCAUUAAUACAUACAUAUAUCACUUGUGAUAGGUUUUGUUCAUUUCAGUAAGUGCAUUGUUUUUUGCUUAAAUAAAAAGAUAACAUAAAAAAAAUAAAACAAAUAGAUGCUUGUGUUGUUACAUUGUUUUUUCACCAUUAUUACCUAAAUAUAUGGCCAGGGAUCACACAUUGCAUAUGUAUGUAGAAAUACUUUAUUUUCCUAAAAAGGAGUGUUUAAUUAGUAAAAGAUUGGUGCGUAAAGGUAAAAAAUUAAGAAAAAAAAACGCAUGUCGACGCUUGGCGCGCGUUACCUCGUAUCCGCCAAAUGAAAUACCAUGUAUGAGGUGGCAUAGAAAAACAUUUAUUUUGGUUACCCUGUCUCAAUGCUUCCCUACUUCACAAACCUACUUGAGAAACCAUUCAAAAGUUCUGAAGAAAAUAAGUUUCUUCGCUCCUAUGUGAAAUUUUCUGACUAUCUUAUACGCGGUAUUUCAUUUGGCGGAUACGAGGUAUUGUGCGCCAAGCAAUGAUGUUUGUAUUUACGAAAGCACCUUAAUUAUAUGCGCCUUAACGGUCAUUAGCAAAAACAAAAAAAAAA
Molecule: messenger RNA, 8150 nt
Organism: Rhagoletis zephyria (snowberry fruit fly)
Lineage: Eukaryota; Metazoa; Arthropoda; Insecta; Diptera; Tephritidae
Gene: milt
Product: trafficking kinesin-binding protein milt
Biological process (GO): mitochondrion distribution; protein targeting; vesicle transport along microtubule
Cellular component (GO): cytoplasmic vesicle; mitochondrion
Molecular function (GO): myosin binding
Source: RefSeq, a predicted model, not a curated record